GGAAGUUUUUGAUCCCCCCCACAUGCCCUUUUCGACGUUGUCCCCCAUUGCCUUUACUAGGGUCUUACAACAUCAAGAACAACCAUCAUCGAGUCUAUGAAAAAACAAGUAGCUCAUCGAAGAUCUGCCGAAUGUCAUGUCAGUCUGGCGUACUUUUUUCUUGCUGUAUUCCAUCCCAUCUGAAGAAAUUAGCGCAGCAUUGAUGUAGAUGAUCUGAACCUUAUGGAGAAUUGACCUAGUAUUCUUGUUACUGGCACAAUUUUCAGCACGACCACGAACAUGAAACGAGAACGUGAAGAGUGCGAGCGUGGUCUGAAGAGCUGCUCCGACUGGGUCUGCUCAUCUGGAGCGCCGUAGCCUUGCGUCCUCCGACGCUGUGUAGACACCAAGGUGUAGGACCUUGGUGACGCCGACUCCUGAGACGCGCUACAACGAGUAGUCACCUGCCUCGACUGGGUUUUAUCUAUAGCCAGAAAGUACUAGCCUGAUCAUCUGGCGCUUGUGAAGAAUUGUUCGACUACUUCGACUUCGGUGACCUCGCGCUCGCGAAAGUAAGAGCAGUAGAACGCGCUCAGUGAAGAUCGAAUAACUAAGUCCCUUUUCAUGACGUGGUCACUGUUCGUGUUCUUCACAAGUGCGCAGCGAGGGUGAUGUAGUCUUGAAAGUAGAAGUACUUAGAAAAAGUAAGUAGCUACAUCAACGAGAACGAGCGAUUCGGCUGCUGCAGGGGAGGCUCCCGAGGAGCUGAUCAUCCUCUGCUCUUGGUAAGACAACAAGACCGUCCAAAAUUUUGCCUACAAGAAGAAGCGGCGCAACGUGCAGAACGGGGUUCAUCUUUCUCACUAAAACAACGAAGUGGCAGGAGUUGAACACCUUUCUACAACGAACACCUUUCUUCUACUAAGUACAACUUGUUCUAGAAGUAGUACUACAACAACAACUACCCAAGAACAUACAAGAACAUCAUCUAGAAGUAGUACUACAACAACUAUAAAUACCACCUAGUACGUAGUAGAAGUUGUAGUACCAGCACAACCACUCCAACUUCUCCAACAAGAUGCCGAGUGUUCCACGAGAGGUGCUAAAGUGGAUGCAGGGUAUGUGCGUGACGCACAGUAUAAAAGACCCUAAGUUCGAUCUGGCGAAUGGCUAUCUCAUAGCGCAGCUUUUCGAACGCUACUACCCAAAGGAUGUUCGAAUUUAUAUUAUGGCUGCAAAUAUGAAUGUGAAUGUGAAUCAAGAAUGUGAAGAUCUUCAUUAUGAUACGUCAGUCUCAGUUGUGUGAGACUCAUCUAGAUCAUGAAAGGACUCAUCUGAACCUGAAGAUGGACCACUGUUCACCCUCACUUCUUCUAACUCGAGUUACGAAAACGGUCAAUCAAUAGAGUGCAGAAGUAACAACUGGGAGAUGCUUUUUCGCGUCUUCAAGAAGGUGAAGAUGCCUUGCACAAGGGAAGAGUUUGACGAAGUGCUACAUCAUGUGGACGACGCAGCUGUCCUCUUUCUCUGCAAAAUCUACGAAUUUCUUACGGGGAAAAAGGUACUUGCGUUACUUCCCACUACAACCACGUCUAAAAAUCUCCUUUGUGACGAGGUAGGAACUCAUUCGCUUCCAGUACAGCAUGUUAUUUCCUUCGUGAGGUAGGAACUCACUCGCUUCUAGUACAGCAUGUUCUACCAUCAUCUUCAGUACCCACGCACCUCGUCCUCACCCCACUGCAGGUAACCCUCUUCCAAUCACCGGAGAAGCCAAAUCCACCUCCGUUUGCAAGGGAAACGGCUAGUUGGAAGCUCAAGGACCCUCACUUGGAGCGAAUCGAAGACAAUAUUCAUAGAACAAUUUUAUGGCUCGUAGUUGAUCCCUCAGUAAGAAGAUAGUCUACACAUGAAUAAAAUGCUAGUAGUAAGUGUCAUCUAUGUACUAAGUAGUUGUGCUACACAUUGAGUAUCGCGGAUAAGACGUGUAGAAGAAGAUGUCUUGUGAACAUAGAACAUGAUGGAGGAAUAAUCAGCAUCAGGUGGACCACUAGUACAUGAAAGAAAAAGUAUCAAACAUAAAAGAAAAGAUUUCAACCAUGGCUUUUCUAAUUCUCAGAAGAAUACACGUCCUUGAAAAACACAAUGACGAUCUCGCGAGGGAUCGGAUAGGGCCGGAUGGAGAUGGUACCUAUCAGAUUUUCUAGCAUGAUUGACUUUUUUAUUUUUUUAGAUUAUUGAGUUUCAUCAAGAUGAAACAGUCAGCCAGAUUCUGACUUUUCAUCCUGCUCCUGGUUGUUUUUCUGUCAUACCUAGUCAACGUUGUUGUACCUGGUACUUCAGGAUGUGGCUUCAUCCCUAUCUCUUGUUUGUCGUGUUAUAUUAAUCAGGUGUUCGGAGAUAUAUCGCAAUAGCGCAGAAGCACGAUGAAAUGCACACUCUGGAAAGCAGGAAAAGCAUGAAGAAAGACACAGGAGCAGAAGAGCAGACCGACACACACGGAUCCGUUCGAGAGCAAACUGUGAAUGCUCUAGCAAGUGUGCCUGGAGCAAUGGCCAGUCAAGGAGGGGCGCCGUCUAGUGCAGCGCCAUCGGGAAAUAAGAAGAAAGUAGCGAGAACAGCUUCGGUGGUUGCGGAAGUAGGAUUCAAUCAACCGGCAGGUAAACAUGGCUUAAUCAUGAUAGCAUUUUCUGUUUGCAAAUCUUUAUCGAUCUCUCCACCCAAUCCCAAACCACCAAACCACCAAACCAGGCGUCGUCAAGCCUGUCCUCGACAUUGUGAGACCUUUGAUUUUGACUGAAAUCGACAACUCGCAUUUCCCCGAAGCCGCAGAGCCGGUUGCGGCUUUCGUGGAUGCCGCAGUUAGAGAAGCACUACCGGAAGCAGUAACAGUCAGACUAUUCAGAGAAAAGCUGACGGCUAGGGCACACCUCUUUGUCGACUCAAUGCUGAAGAGCAGCAUAGAGUUCUGGAUAGUUUGGUCAGUUUUCUUACCAAUCCUCCAAGAACCAGUAGCGGGAUCGCCAAUGUUCGACGCGGUACCGUAAUUUGUUCAAUGUCGUUGUCGUGCUGUUGAGCUCCUUGAUUUGAUUUGAUUUGAUUUGAUCUGUUUUCUUACUAGGUCCUCGUAGCUGUACUUCUUCUUGACGGUCGUUAUUGAAUUCCCUACUAUAUCGACGUAAGUGUAAGUACUUUUUACUCAUCCCACUCUCACUCUCAGGGCAUGGACUUUUGGCGACGAAUAGGCACAUUGUGCAAACAGCGGAACGAAGCACUUACACAAAAGUGCAUGCUUCACGUCUGCUUACCCUACCUAGUGCAGAUAAUGCACAGCGAUUGCGCAAAGAGGGAUCCACUUUGUUAUGUUACCGAACACUUAUAGUUCCUGAGUACUAGAAGACUUAACAGAUAGAUGUAGACCUGAAAUAGAAAGAUGAACAGCUUCAUCUACUUCGAGAAUAUUUAAAAAUACCACAAUCUCAUCGACGAGUGCCUCUUCCACUUCUAAUAUCCCGAACUAGUCUACACUUUUCUCCCUGGCGACAUUUUCGCUGAAGUUAGCGGCUCGAUCCCACUGCCACGUGCGGUCGCACGCCUUCAGGCACUGAAGAGUGUGAAAGACGUCUUGAAUGAACGUUUGGGGGACAAGUUCGUGAGCAGUUACGUUCCCUGUCUAGCCUGCUUCGUCGACUGGGAUUGCUCACCCUCACAACCACUGAUCGAGCACUUACUCGAUCUCUACCUCUACUACGCGAUGUUGGCGAUACAACUACCUCAACCAAAACUGAGGACAGCUGGACUCAGUGUUUUGACGACUAUUGCGGGCAGUGGGUAUAUCAUCCUGCAUGAAAUAGUAGAUGAAGUAUCCAGAUCCAGAUCAUGAAUGUCUCUCACUAUAAAAACUAGACAAGGAUCAUUUCUCAAGUACUCUAAAUCAAGAAUUUGCACUUAUUUUCCAGUAGAAUCCACGACACUAAGCUGCACUACCACCGAGGACACUGACUCAGGUCAUCACCAGCCGUGUUGAACAUGAUCCCAUCGUUGAAGGGCCUCAUGUACGAUACCUGGUGGGAGGUGCAAGGCUCAUUGCUGGUCCUAGUUUCCACCUUAUUGUCCAAAUCCCGGCCAACAUCCGACGGCUUCUGCGCACCAGCUGAACAAGACCUCUACCGCAUCAUCGCGCACAUUCUCCAACCACAAAAAGUAUCGAAAAACGUCCUGCAGAUCGGGCUUUCCUACUUGAGUAGGAACCUCGCGACGUGUCCGGAUUUGGCUCUGUUGUACGUGCAGGCGUUAGUGGCUCAACCAGCGUCGCUUAGGAAUCGCCUGUUGCCGAAAGAGUGCUGUCUUCCUGGUACAAGAGAUCAUGAGGAGCGAGUGACCUUUGCCGAAGCAGCUCAGCAACCACCACAGAAAACGCAGUACGUGUUGGGAUGCAACUCGAAGUACUUCCGCGAGUUCCAGAUCUUCAAUCCAGGGGGUAGCGGUGUAUCAAGUGGAAGUGGAGUUAAGAAGGGUGUUUAUACUAGUAUUAGUACCAUCGAUCACGAUCAAAUAAAUCAAAUCAAUGUAUUUUUAAACCGAAUCAUCAGCACCAGCAGACAAUUUCUCCUCCUUGUUGGGCAUAUCACUUGAAGAUCCUCUCAGUAGAGUUCGUGACUUCUUCUACCUCCUCUCUCUCUUCUACCUCCUCUCUCUCUUCUACCUCCUCGUCGCACUCUUCUACCUCCUCUCACUUCUAAUCUAUCCUCCACCGCAGCAGGUGUCUCCGCAUCAGCUUUGACCUCGCCACUGAACGUGAAACCGCUAGUUUUAGCGAGAGCACUCUGCGAUUUGGUAAAUGGAAGUGGAGACGCACCUGAUCAGCCAGAAAGCAUUCAGGGAUUGCUUUACUUAUGACAAAAGGCUUUUGUCGACUACGCCCGUCUACGCCCAUGUAAUGUAAUGCAAUAAAUGUAAUGUAGUGAUGUUGAUGCUGAACAAAACAGCACCCUAGAAGUAGUACUUCAGAUCACCAACAAGAAUUCAGUCUUUAUUCUUCAUCCCAGUGGAUCCUCGUGGUUGUAAGACAUCCUCAAACUUCUCAGAGAUACAACUACUUACGGACUUCUGUGAAGUUGAACUUCUGCGAACCAAAAUUGACUUAACUACUCGAAACUUUGAAAUAAGCGAGUAACAACUAUCUGAAAUAAUAGAGUCAACACUACGUUGUUCUUCUUUCAGAAGUAUUUUGAUUAUUCUCUAGUUUUUCGAGUACAUGAUCUUCAGUCUCGCCUUCUUCUAAACUUCGUCCCCGUGAACUCCCUCGAUCGAAUGGAGGCGUCACAUCUAGAGGUCCUCUACGCCUUAUUGCAGAGGAAGUUCCUAGAGACUCCCGGAGACGGCGGCGGUCCUAUGGAGGAGUGGCUCUCCAUAUACGACGCCCUGAAGAAAUACAUCUUCGUCGCAUUAUUGGAGCCGGAGUUUCACGCUUUGGCGUGCACAGUGUUGAGACAUGGAUUUUGGAGUCCAGAUGCGGGUCAGACGAGACAGAUUUUCGUUCGCAAUUCGCAGGACACGUUCGUCUCCAUGUACGGUCUGGCCGUUGCGGGUAGUGCGCAACAGGAAUUGGUGAGUGAGCAGGAACUCAUGGCAUUUUUGCAGGAUGCUAUGCAAGACAGCGAGUUGAAGUCGGCGUUGAAGAAUUUGUUCAGACACUUCAAGGAGAAGAGUCCCGAACAGUUUGCACAAAGCAAAUUGCAAGGGUUGUUGUAGAAGAAAGAGGAACAAGAAUGUCCAGAUCGGUAACUAGAUCAAUUAUACUAGAAACACCUACACAGCCUACCGGCAUUGACAUAGUAGUUGUACUAGUCGAUGCUGAUAAAUGUUAUCCAAGUGAAAUAAAUAGAACUGCCCUUAUUUCUCCAUCGUAGUGACUGAGUAACGCAACUUUCUCUGAUCUUUUGUUGUUUGCCUAGUAAGUGUGAUACAGAUAUCUUUCGUUUAUGAGUGUGACAUCGGAUUUUCGCGUAUUAAUUGGCAAUGUUUUUUUCUACCUAGUCGUGUAUCUAGUAGUGUGAGUGUGAGAUUAGUGAAUCAAUUACCAUUUGAAUAGCACAGCGGGCAGUGAUCAACAUCUAACGAAGAUACAGGAAACACGAUAAGAUAAUGAUCGAAAUCGCUCGCUCUAAAAACUCAAAGAUGAAUAGACUAGGUGAGACAGGGCAGUUUUUGCGUAACAAGUCAAGAUUUGAGGACUAGCUCGAUGACUACAGAUACAGAUCGAAUCUCUUUCCCAAACGCAAACACUCUCUUACAAAAUUAAAUUUCACUUAUGAGAAUUGUAUUCGGAGUUCCAGGUAGAGGCGCCAUUUAUUGCGUGCUGCGUGACCAAAAAUCGAC
Amoebophrya sp. A25 is the source of this 6357-nucleotide messenger RNA. The record is from the annotation of a GenBank genome assembly. NCBI's taxonomy places the organism in Eukaryota, Dinophyceae, Syndiniales, Amoebophryaceae.